Leptopilina boulardi is the source of this 621-nucleotide messenger RNA. RefSeq lists its product as uncharacterized. Gene Ontology annotation, biological process: regulation of transcription by RNA polymerase II. Bases 1 to 621 code for a protein of 206 amino acids. Gene Ontology annotation, cellular component: transcription regulator complex; nucleus. The transcript has 4 exons. The record is from RefSeq and is a predicted model, not a curated record. NCBI's taxonomy places the organism in Eukaryota, Metazoa, Arthropoda, Insecta, Hymenoptera, Figitidae.
AUGGAUAACGUGGACGAAACCGAAGUUUUAAUUCAAGUAGUGUCUAAUUACAAAUUUCUUUAUGAUAAGUCAUCGGAAAAUUUCAAAAACAGAUACGCAAAGAAGCAGGCGUGGUUUGAAAUUGCACGAGAAGUGCAAAAUGUAACAAACAUUGAAAUUACCAAUGACAGAGCAAAAAGAAUUUGGAAGAAAUUAAAAGAAGAUUAUACUACAGAACGCAGAAAAAUAAUGACUUAUGUUGCAUCCGGUUCUGCUGCCACUGAAGAAAGCAGUGGAAAAAAAAGUCAUUAUUACGAUUCCCUUCAAUUUCUUCAAGUUCACGUCGAGCACCGCGUAACAAGAAGCAAUAUAAAGAGGUCACAACCACAGAAAAAAUCUUACGAUGUAUCGAACAGCGAAAGCUCUAGUGAUGAAUCAUUGAAAUUAGGAAGCUGUGAAAAUCUAAUGGAAGAGGACUUGGAUGGCCCAUCUAUAAACGCUGCUGAUGCCCCAUCAGUAGACACUCGUACCAUCGACUACUUGGCGGAGAUGAAACGAGCUUGGGAUAGAAUCCCACAUAAAUAUCAACGCAAAUGUUUCUACAUUAUUGAGGAAAUAAUUGAACAUAAACUGAAACAUUAA